Molecule: messenger RNA, 717 nt
Organism: Gigantopelta aegis
Lineage: Eukaryota; Metazoa; Mollusca; Gastropoda; Neomphalida; Peltospiridae
Product: EMILIN-2-like
Exons: 3
Coding region: 1-717 (238 amino acids)
Molecular function (GO): protein binding
Source: RefSeq, a predicted model, not a curated record
AUGGGAGCUCGUACGCCUAUGCCUGGCUUGGACACAUCUAGGAAUUCGAUAAAUCUGGCUAGGACAGACGUGCUUGAACCUUCACAGUGGAUUUUCUUUCUCACUUGUAAUUCUCAGUCUAACCCUGAAGACUUUGCCACAAAACAAGACCUGGCGAGGUUAGAAACCAGAAUUCAGUCGUUGGAAACCAGUAAACGCAAUUUGGAAAUAGAGGUUCAAUCGCUGAAAGCCAGCAACUUGUAUCUGGAAGCACAGCUGAAAACAAAACAAGAUCUCACACCUCCGAUUAGUUUCAGAGCUGGAUUUUCAAAUGAUCCAUCUCCAGUAAAAUACAGCAACGGCCAGAUUGUAGUCUUCGAUAAAAUUUACCUCAACGACGGCAACGCGUACACCGCGCACUCGGGAAUGUUUCGCGCACCAGUUUCUGGACUAUACAUAUUUACACUGCAUGUUUUGCCUUCUUCUGGAGCGAUGUCGUUUAUAAUAGUACAAGACAACAAGUCGGUAGCACACAUGGAAGGUACGGCAUCCGGCGGAACAGAAAGCAUGCAGAUAGCUGUACACGUCCACAAAAACCAAGAUGUGUGGAUUUCGAAGAUCUGGGGUGACGGAGAUACAUUACGUGGUCAAAUGUUGUCGACGUUCAGCGGCUUUCUGCUUAGAAUCGACGACGACAAGUCUCAUAAUUCAAACGGGGGAUCAAUCGUCGUGGGAUAA